AGGGACUUUGCAAGCACUGGAAGCCUACUAACACCUGGCCGCACAGGUGCCCUCCUGCCCAUUUCAGAGUUUCCUGGAUCCAGGUUCUCAAUAUUCUGGUUGGAAAGGAUGUGAGUACUUCUUUCACCACUGGAAGGCAGGAUCAGAUCAUGUAGUAAACAAUCAGACCCUCCCUCUCCAUUAGUGACUAUGGACGACCUGCAGGUGUCGCUGCCAGCAGGUUGGUAAAGCCUCAUGCCUGCCUGACAGCAGCAACACAGUGUGGGUGUCUGCCUGUCACCCAGGGGCCCUGUGUGAACAGCAGAGGGAAGAAGAAGAGACGUGGAGGAGGAAACCAGAAAGUAACUUUGCUGCAGACAUGGACCUGCGGUCUGAGCUGCUCAAGUCCAUCUGGUACGGUUUCACAGCCCUGGAUCUGGAGAAGAGCGGUAAAGUGUCCAAGUCUCAGCUGAAGGUGCUGUCCCACAACCUGUGUACAGUCUUGUCUAUCCCACAUGACCCAGUUGCUUUGGAGGAGCACUUCAGGGAUGAUGAUGAUGGUCCAGUUUCCAGUCAGGGUUAUAUGCCUUACCUCAACAAAUACAUCCUGGACAAGGUUAUUGAAGGCUCUUUUAUUAAGGAAAACGUAGAUGAGCUCUGUUGGACGCUUACAGCAAAGAAAAACUACCAGACGGACAAAACCAGCAGUACUGUUCUGCCAGAGAAGGAUGCUUUUCGGCUUUGGUGCCUUUUUAAUUUUCUCUCUGAAGACAAGUACCCUUUGGUUAUGGUCCCUGACGAGGUGGAGUACCUCCUAAAGAAGAUAUGUAUGGGUAUGAGUAUUGAGUUCAACUGUGUUGAAUUAGAGGACUUCUUCUCCCAAGACUCAGUGCAGCAGAGCGGCAUUACUGUUUGGGUUUUUCUGGCGAUGAUGAACUCGGGAAAGAUAACCAGAGGAAUUGAAAAGAGCAUAAUCAGCAUGGCUAUAGAGGAAGUAUACAGGGAGAUAGUUGGUGAUGUCCUCAAAGAGGGUUAUCUGUGGAAGAAAGGCCAGCUGAGGAGAAACUGGAAGGAACGCUGGUUCACCUUAAGGCCGAGCAACUUGUCCUACUACACCGGGGAGGACCGCAAGGACUGCCAGGGCAACAUAGUUCUGGACGGGAACUGCUGUGUUGAGGAAGUAGACGAUCAAAUAUUGUUUGGCUCAAAAUGGAUCAAAAACGUCUUUAACCCUGUGCUACCAGACCGGGAUGGGAAGAGGUGCAUGUUUUGUCUGAAAACCCUCUCCAAGACUUAUGAGAUGAGCGCCUCAGACACCAAACAGAGACAGGAGUGGACUACAGCCAUUCAAACAGCUAUCAGGCUGCAUGUGGAGGGCAAAACGUCCCUCCACAAAGAUUUGAAGAUGAAGCGUCGCGAACAGCGGGAGCAGCGGGAGAAGAGACAGCAGGCCAAGGAGGAGGAGCUGCACAGGCUGCGGGCCCUGCAGGAGGAACGGGAGCGUAAGCUGGCGGAGUUGGAUCUUCUGAAGGAGGCGCAAAAGCAGGCUCAGGCCCUCCUGGAGCAGGACGAGCAGAGGAGACGUCAGCAGCAUGAACAGCUCCAGCGGGCCCUGGAGGUCCAGCUGCGAGAGGCUGAGGAGGCUCGGGUCAGCAUGCAGGCAGAGAUGGCUCUAAAAGAGGAGGAGGCAGAGAGGCAGAGGAAGAGGAUCCAGGAGCUGGAGGAGAUGCAGAAGCGUUUAGAGGAGGCGCUGCAGCAGGAGAUCAAAGCCAGACGAGAUGAGGAGGCCUUCCGCUACGCUCAAGCAGGGUUACUGGCAGAGGAAGAGGAGAAAAUGAAGGCCCUGAUGAGACUGCAGGAGGAACAGGAGGAGUACAUCCUGAAGACACAGAGAGAGAAGCAGGAGCUGAAACAGGAAAUGGAGGCCAAGUCCCGGUCUCUGGACGAGGCGCAAAGGCAGCUGGAGGAGGUCCGCGCCAACCGGCACAGGGUUGACCAGGAUGUAGUGGCUGCACAGCGGAAACUUCGCCAGGCGAGCACCAAUGUCAAACACUGGAACGUCCAGAUGAACAGACUGAUGCGACCAAUCGGACCAGGCGAGAAGAGACCAUCGUUGGGAAGCUCCUUCUCAAGCUUCCAGAUCCCGACACAGAGAGAUCCCGGGCUGCGUCUCAGAAGGAGAUCAGGAUCAGAGGAUCAGGAUGAGGAGAGCAAAGAGAAUGUUGACACCAGAGCUGGAUGUGAUUUAGAGAAACGGCACUCCCAUGCCUCUAAUGGAGACAUGGACAUCCCCUGAAAACGUGAAUCAGACAGACAGGCUGUGUAGGUCACUUCUGGUCAGGUUUUCUGACAGGAAGGGCAAGAGAUGAAAAGAGUGGAACAUCUACACUUAAAACUGAAUUUACUACCAAAAGUACUACCAUUUCUGUUAAAUGUUGAAUUUACUGACCUCAUUUCACAGAAACAGUUUAAAACAUUUGCAUUUGCAGAAUCAACUAAUGCUUUGACUGCCUGUGUGAGGCCUGUUGUGGACAUAAACGAUACCUCAGUGCAAAGGAAAUGAGCUGUAAGCAAGAUCCUGGAAGUACGAAGUAAGUUGUGAUGUUUAAAGGCAAAUACUUACAUACAAUGCAAGGGAGCUUAUUUGUUUAGCUCUGUAAUAUAGCCACAUAACAAUGUUUCAUUUUAACAUAUGUAUUUUUGGGGGUGGAGGGUGGCUUGACUUUUUUACAUAAAAGUUGGUUAAGUAUUAGAGUUUACCGCAAUUUUAUUGGAAGAGUAUCACUCAUUAUCAACAGGAAAGAGAGGGAGGGAGAGAAACUCUCAUUGAACUUCCGGUUUCUAUUGUCAGUUAACAUAACAGUUGUAAAUAAAGAGUGAAUUAAUGCCUGA
This is a messenger RNA of Perca fluviatilis (European perch), 2871 nucleotides long. RefSeq names its product differentially expressed in FDCP 6 homolog. Gene Ontology annotation, cellular component: nucleus; cytoplasm. The transcript has 13 exons. The coding region runs from base 359 to 2275 and encodes 638 amino acids. The record is from RefSeq and is a predicted model, not a curated record. Lineage: Eukaryota; Metazoa; Chordata; Actinopteri; Perciformes; Percidae.